This is a messenger RNA of Malania oleifera, 2943 nucleotides long. RefSeq names its product U-box domain-containing protein 14. NCBI's taxonomy places the organism in Eukaryota, Viridiplantae, Streptophyta, Magnoliopsida, Santalales, Ximeniaceae. Gene Ontology annotation, molecular function: ubiquitin-protein transferase activity; protein binding. Gene Ontology annotation, biological process: protein ubiquitination; cell surface receptor signaling pathway. Gene Ontology annotation, cellular component: cytoplasm; nucleus. The record is from RefSeq and is a predicted model, not a curated record. The coding region runs from base 241 to 2112 and encodes 623 amino acids. The transcript is spliced from 4 exons.
UGCGGAUAUUUAAUCCCCGCAUUCGGCCUUUAUUCAUAUUCAUAUCUUUAAAACAAUUUCAAUUUCAAUUUCCGUCCAAACCCAAGCCCUCUUCUUCUCCUUUCUCGUCUUCUACCCUCUCUCCCUUCUCACCCUAAAGGCUUAAACCCAAAAUCUGACUCCUCCAAUCUGUAUUUGAUCCAAAAAUCUCACCUGGGCAUCUCUCGCUCCCGUUAAAUUCUCACAGAUUGGGUGACCCACAUGAGUCCGACGGAUACGUUGGUUGGUCAGCUGGUGGAGUCGGUGAGGGAGAUUUCUGGGUUUCCCGAAUGUCGAAACACCUCCAAGAAGAUGUAUGGUAAUCUUGUUCGGAGGGUGAAACUUUUGAGUCCUUUGUUUGAGGAAUUGAAGGACAGUGAUGAAGAGCUCCAGGAAAACGAGCUACGAGCCUUUGAAUCGCUGCGGAUCGCUCUGGAUUCCUCCAAGGAGCUUCUUCGAUCCGUCAGCGAAGGCAGCAAGGUUUAUCAGGCUCUGGAAAGGGACAAAAUUGCCGAUAAGUUUCGCCAGAUUACAGAACAAAUUGAAGCAGCACUGAAUAUGAUUCCUUACGAUAAGCUCGAUAUAUCAGAGGAAGUUCAAGAACAGAUCGAGCUUGUGCAUGCUCAAUUCAAGAGAGCAAAAGGAAAAAGAGACUCUCCCGAUGUACAGCUAGAGGUGGAUUUAACCAUAGCUCAGAAAGAAAAAGACCCUGACAUUGCAGUGCUGAAAAGGCUUUCAGAAAAGUUGCAGCUUCGGACCAUUAAUGAUCUGAAAAAGGAAUCACUUGCUUUCCAUGAAAUGGUCAUUGCAAGUGGUGGUGACCCUGGAGACCACUUUGAGAAGAUGUCUUCCCUACUGAAGAAGCUGAAUGUCUGUGUACUGACAGAAAACACAGAAACUGACACCUCUGAGAGUGUGAAGGGCUUGAUUAAGCACAGAUCUCCUGUCAUCCCAGAUGACUUCCGGUGUCCAAUAUCGCUUGAAUUAAUGAAAGAUCCUGUUAUUGUUUCUACUGGGCAGACGUACGAAAGAUCCUGCAUUCAGAAAUGGCUAGAUGCAGGGCACAAGACUUGCCCAAAGACGCAGCAGACUCUGUUGCAUACAGCAUUGACGCCUAACUAUGUUUUGAAGAGUCUAAUUGCUUUGUGGUGUGAGAGCAAUGGUGUUGAGCUACCAAAAAAGCAAGGGGACUGCAGAAACAAAAAAUCAGGAAUUUGUAUUUCUGACUGUGAUCGAGCUGCUAUAGUUGCCUUGCUGCAGAAACUAGAAAGCAGGAAUCCAGAACAGCAGAGAGCAGCAUCUGGCGAGCUUCGGCUGCUGGCAAAGAGGAAUGCAGAUAAUAGAGUAUGCAUUGCUGAAGCAGGAGCCAUUCCACUCCUUGUAGAACUGCUGUCCUCAUCAGAUUCUCGGACCCAGGAACAUGCGGUCACUGCGCUGCUUAACCUUUCCAUAAAUGAGGCUAACAAGGGAAGUAUUGUAAAUGCAGGAGCUAUACCUGAUAUAGUAGAUGUAUUGAAAAAUGGCAGCAUGGAAGCAAGAGAAAAUGCAGCUGCAACCCUUUUCAGUUUAUCUGUUGUUGAUGAGAAUAAGGUGAAAAUAGGAGCAGCUGGUGCUAUCCCGGCUCUUAUUGAUUUGCUUUGCCAGGGGACUCCCAGAGGAAAGAAGGAUGCUGCUACUGCUAUUUUCAACCUCUCUAUCUAUCAGGGAAACAAAGCGAGGGCUGUAAAGGCAGGGAUUGUCCCGCCAUUGAUGAGCUUCUUGAAGGAUGCUGGUGGAGGAAUGGUGGACGAAGCACUUGCAAUACUGGCAAUUCUUGCCAGCCAUCAAGAAGGGAAGAUGGCCAUUGGACAGGCAGAGCCAUUCCCAGUUUUGGUGGAGGUUAUAAGGACAGGUUCACCACGCAACCGGGAGAAUGCAGCUGCAGUGCUGUGGUCAUUGUGCACGGCGGAUGUGCAGCACUUGGAAGCAGCUAAGGAGCUCGGAGCAGAAGAGGCAUUGAAGGAACUCUCAGAGAGUGGCACUGAUAGAGCAAAGAGGAAAGCUGGAAAUCUUUUGGAGCUCCUUCAACAAUCAGAAGUUGUUUCCAGUUUAUAGCGUUAGGGUUAUGUCUGCUAUCAGUUGGAUAUGGAGUACUUAGAAAAAAAGGGCAAUGGCAGCUUCUGGAGAUGCUGACUGGUAGGCAGCUUCAACACAUUCCCGGAGAAGCUGAUUGACCUAUAUAUAGAAUUAGAAACUGUAAUUUAUAUUGGCAAUGUUGGAAUAUUACACUAGAAGUUUGGCUGUAUCUUGAGAAUGCGAAAUUUUUAUGAAGGUGGGUGAUGGUGCGUGCAUAUUUACUACUAUUGGGGGUUUGAAAUGGAGAUGUGUUCAUGGUAAGCCGAGAAUUCGCACUAAUUGUAGGGUAAGAUACCCGAGACUUUGUUCUACUUGUACAGCUUAUGGCAUUCAGUGGAUUUGAGCUUUGGCCAGAAUGUUCUUCUCACCAAUAUUAUGGGUGCAUGCAGCAGCAUCCAUUGCAGGUGCCAAUGCAGACGGAAAACUUCUGAUAAAAUUAGUAUGGUAGUAACUCUCCAUCUGAUGUAUGCGAUGAAUUCCAACAUUCCUCGUAGAAUUUAACGAGUACAGAUUUUAUUUUUUUGGGUUUUUGUUUUCGUAUUUUAAUGUAGGUGUGGUACUAGUGAGUGGAUGUAUCUUUGGCUUUUGUACCAUUAGAACUUGGAAUUGUUCCAAGAGUUUCAACUGUGAAAUCUCCACUUUCUUGUGUUUGGGGAUUCUGAUAUGGUCAAGCUUACAUAGAAUGUGAGAAAUUUUUGGGCGUGCUAGGUCAUGUAUUGCGGUGACAAUACCAGGGGCACCCCAACAAUUUUGUGUAAACUAAGAUAUGUUGGUUUCACCUUGCUUUUGCAAUCUGCAGUUUCUUUGUUA